Molecule: messenger RNA, 1734 nt
Organism: Cucurbita moschata (crookneck pumpkin)
Lineage: Eukaryota; Viridiplantae; Streptophyta; Magnoliopsida; Cucurbitales; Cucurbitaceae
Product: oligouridylate-binding protein 1B-like
Exons: 12
Coding region: 153-1433 (426 amino acids)
Molecular function (GO): mRNA binding
Source: RefSeq, a predicted model, not a curated record
GUACCCGCAAUCGAAUCCUCUUUCCCCCCAACCCCGAAAAGCCUUUCCCUCUCUAAUUUUUCUCGCCUUUGUUCGACUCUUAACCCUAACCCCUCCUCUUCCCGGUAAAAUUUUUCGUUAAUUUUGACGGAAAAUUGAUCGAGGAAAUAAGAAUGCAACAUCAGAGAUUGAAGCAACAACAACAACAAGCUUUGAUGCAGCAAGCUUUGCUUCAGCAACAAUCUCUUUAUCAUCCUGGUCUUUUAGCUCCCCCUCAGCUUGAACCAAUUCCAAGUGGAAAUUUACCCCCAGGCUUUGAUCCAAGCACCUGCCGCAGUGUGUACGUGGGAAAUAUACAUACACAAGUAACAGAGCCACUUCUUCAAGAGGUUUUCGGGAGUACAGGCCUUGUUGAAAACUGCAAGCUUGUCAGGAAGGAGAAGUCAUCCUAUGGAUUUAUUCACUAUUUUGAUCGCAGAUCGGCUGCUAUGGCUAUUUUGUCACUUAAUGGGAGGCAUUUGUUUGGGCAGCCUAUCAAAGUAAAUUGGGCUUAUGCUAGUGGUCAAAGAGAGGAUACAUCAGGUCAUUUCAACAUCUUUGUGGGUGAUCUUAGUCCUGAAGUUACUGAUUCUACUCUGUUUGCAUGCUUCUCUGUAUUCCCUAGCUGUUCCGAUGCGAGAGUUAUGUGGGAUCAGAAGACUGGGCGUUCAAGGGGAUUUGGUUUUGUUUCCUUUCGCAACCAACAGGAUGCUCAAAGUGCAAUAAAUGACCUGACUGGUAAGUGGCUUGGAAGUCGACAGAUUCGCUGCAACUGGGCUACCAAAGGUGCUGGAUCCAAUGAAGACAAGCAGAGCUCAGAUGUUAAAAGCAUUGCAGAACUUACGAAUGGAUCAUCUGAAGAUGGUAAAGAGACGGUUAAUAGUGAUGCCCCGGAGAACAAUCCUCAGUACACUACUGUUUAUGUUGGCAAUCUUGCUCCAGAGGCGACGCAGGUUGAUCUUCAUCGCCAUUUUCAUGCUCUUGGGGCUGGUGUGAUUGAGGAGGUUCGCAUCCAGCGCGAUAAAGGUUUUGGUUUUGUUAGAUAUAGCACUCAUGCUGAGGCAGCUUUGGCUAUUCAGAUGGGGAAUACUCAGUCAUUUCUUUGCGGAAAACAGAUCAAGUGCUCUUGGGGAAGCAAACCAACUCCACCUGGAACUAUCUCGAACCCACUUCCUCCGCCUGCAGCAGUUCCGAUGCAGGGGCUGUCCGCAACUGACCUCUUAACAUAUGAGCGGCAACUGGCAAUGAGCAAAAUGGGGGGCGUCCAUGCUCUUAUGCACCACCCCCAGGCUCCACAUCCUUUAAAGCAGGCAGCAGCCAUGGGGAUGGGUGGUGCUGCUGGCUCAAGUCAAGCCAUCUAUGAUGGUGGGUUUCAGAACGUUGCUGCAGCUCAGCAGCUCAUGUAUUAUCAGUAAGAGGCUGAGGAGGAGGAGAGAUGUAUACAAAAUGGAGUGCUUGGUUGAAUCUCAUCUUUUUUUUCUUUUCUUUUCUUUUCUUUUCUUUUCUUUUCUUUUUUUCUUGUGGAGAGUUGUCUGAUGAGCCUUAGUGUAUGAUCCUUUUUUACUUUUUAAUUUGUGUUUGAGUUUUCAGUAGUGUUUAUGGAAAGAUGAUAUCAUUGUGUACCCGAGUAUCCUUGGUGGUGGUGGUGGUAUUUAGGAGAGGACACACUAGUUGGGUAUAGCCUUGGUAUUCUAGUUUUUCUUUCUUUUUUUUUUC